This is a messenger RNA of Helianthus annuus (common sunflower), 1055 nucleotides long. Its product is annotated as stress-related protein. The record is from RefSeq and is a predicted model, not a curated record. NCBI's taxonomy places the organism in Eukaryota, Viridiplantae, Streptophyta, Magnoliopsida, Asterales, Asteraceae. The transcript is spliced from 3 exons. The coding region runs from base 163 to 894 and encodes 243 amino acids.
UUUAGACCCUCGAGUUUUCCGCAGCAGAUGUAUAAAGCGCAUGAACAUCGCAUUUGUUAGACGUUAGUUAGCGCCUUUUUCUACUUUCUCCUCUUUCUUCUUCUUCUUCCUAUACAAAUAUAUUUCCGUCAAACUCUCUUGAAGCUAUUCUUCUUCAAGAUCAUGGCGGAAUCUCAAGCCAAUCAGACCACGGAGCCUCUGGCACAAAAGGAUGGAGGAGAGAAGCAUCUCAAGUAUCUCGGUUUUGUGCAAACCUUGGUGAUCUAUUCUGUUGUUUGUUUGUCGACCGUUUACAAAUAUGGCAAGGAGAACGCCGGCCGGUUUAAGCCUAGCGUCCAAAGCGCGGAGAACACCGUUAAAACCGUCAUCGGACCAAUCUACGAAAAGUUUCAGGGCGUUCCUUUGGACCUCCUUAAGUUCCUUGAUAUAAAGGUGGGUGAGGCACUGGUCGCGCUCAACCGCCAUGUGCCAACACUAACAAAACAAGUUUCAAACCACGCGAAAUACGCGGGGAAGAACCUUCCGGGAGUGACUAGAGAUUUGACUUCCGAGGCACUCAAAUCAACUACAAAAGUGGCUAAAGCAUUGUACAAAAAGUACGAGCCCACGGCUAAAGAGCUCUACCAAACCUACGAACCAGUAGUCGAAAAAUACGCGGUCUCCACCUGGCGGUCGAUGCAUAAACUUCCAUUAUUCCCUCAAAUAGCUCAAAUAGCCGUGCCCGCAGCCGCUUUCUUGCUUGAAAAAUACAACUGCACAGUCUGUUAUACCGCGGAGAGAGGUUACGUGGUGGCACAGUAUCUACCGUUGGUUCCGAUUGAUAAAAUCGCAAAGGUGUUUAAAGAUGGCGAGAAUGAGUCAACGGUUGGUCAAAGUGUUCCGGUCGAGACAUGAUUGUCUGUUACAAAUCGCAUAUGAUGAUAUGUUGGUCUUCUUUUUUAUUUAUGUUAUUGGUUAAUUUUGUUAUAUGUAUAUUUAGUUGGAUGGUUUUUGUGCUAGUGGAAUACAAGUCAAAAAGUAUAGUUUGGUUGUAUUUAUGAUUUGAUCUUCUGAUA